GCGGAACUGUCUAUUGCCUUCUACAAUGAAUCACGGACUUAUAUUAGCGACGGACCGGAAGCAGCGUGCACUUAAGGAUUUCGGUUACUGCAUCAUUCUGUCUACUUUACUAUCAUACAGUCCGUCCAACAAACAAAGAGGAUGUUGAGAAACGGAGCAGCACAGGUUUUCAGACAGCUGGUCAGACACCAGUCUACAGACACCAGCCUGAUCCUGGAGAGAUCGAUUAACCGUGUUCAGCUGCUGGGCCGCGUGGGGCAGGACCCUGUCAUGAGACAGGUGGAGGGACGGAACCCCGUUACCAUCUUCUCCAUGGCAACCAACGAGAUGUGGCGCUCCGGGGACGUGGAGACGUCUCCCGCAGGAGAUGUCAGCCAGAAGACGACGUGGCAUCGUGUGUCAAUCUUCAAGCCUGGUCUUAGGGAUGUGGCCUACCAGUAUGUCAAGAAAGGGUCGAGGGUUUUGGUGGAGGGGAAGUUGGACUACGGGGAGUACGUAGACAAGAACAACGUCAGACGCCAGGCUACCACCAUCAUCGCAGACAACAUUGUAUUUUUAAGCGACAACAUUCGAGGGAAGGAUCAAUGAGGGAUGUGGCAUUCUUCAUCUAGGAGGAAGACUGAAGCUCUUUCUGUGUAGCUACUCUAUUGUCUAUAUAUUAACUGACUGUGGAAGAAGCUGUGUGCCUGCUAACUAAAUGGGACAGAACACAGUGUAACACCUCUCUGUUGAUUGUAGUGAAUGGUAGUGAAUGAUAGAGGACUAUCUGUCCCAUUAUGACGACGGUGAGCGCACGGGCAGCGCCAUUGAGGCCAUCUCCAUUUUGAAGUAGUCAAUUUUCUAAUACUACUUCUAUGAGUUGGUAAACAAACUGUAAUGGUUCACACUGCCAACUGGAAUGCGUUGUUUGAACAGGUGUAAAGCCAAGUGGAGAUUUACUGCCACCUGCAGUUAUGGAAUGUUCGCUCUUGAGUAUAAUUCAUUGGCUGAUGCCCUGGAUGGAAUUAUGUGAUCCUUCCUUAACCCAUAGGAGGUACCACCCAGUUGACUACUUCAAAAUGGUGAAAGUCCUCAAUGUCACUGCCCAUGCUAAAACAUGCUUAUGGUUAGUAAAGUCCUCUCAUUCUCUGAGCGCGCCAGAGUAUACCUAGACAUGGAGUCACAUGUAUGUAUUCUAUCCCCCAAAAUGUUUGUUACUACUGUAUAAUCUUAGUUUACGUCCAUUUGCGCUACUCUUGUUGCAGUACUACUAAUGGAACAAAGCAGAGCGAAGGAUCAGGCCUUAAAGUUGAGCAGUUAGUUGUUUUCCCAGAGAAGCCAGAUAACAGAUGAGAGAAAUAAAUGGGUAAUGUGUGACUGACUCUCAUCCACAUAAUGCUGUACCCAAAACUAGGAUUGGGUGCCAGUUUCAAAAAUAAUGUUAUACCACCUGUUUUCAUCUCAGCAUGUCUUUCUGUUCUAUUUUAAAGAUAGAAUGAAACUUGUAACUAUUUGUUUAGUUUUGGUUUCAUUCCACCUUCGUUUUUUUUUUCUCCCCUUCCUGAAAUCACCAGAUUCUCACCUCAAUUCUGUCUGGGCAAAGUUUGUACUCAUGUUGUUUAAUGUACUUGUAUGUAUCAUGUAGGUUGAAUAUAUAUUUUUUUCUCCAGUA
Molecule: messenger RNA, 1651 nt
Organism: Oncorhynchus keta (chum salmon)
Lineage: Eukaryota; Metazoa; Chordata; Actinopteri; Salmoniformes; Salmonidae
Product: single-stranded DNA-binding protein, mitochondrial-like
Exons: 6
Coding region: 142-588 (148 amino acids)
Biological process (GO): positive regulation of helicase activity; mitochondrial DNA replication
Cellular component (GO): mitochondrial nucleoid
Molecular function (GO): single-stranded DNA binding
Source: RefSeq, a predicted model, not a curated record